AUGGCAAUGGCCACAGCAAGGCUAAUCCACCCAUGCAUGGUGGUGUCCAAGAGCCCAAGAACGCCACCAGCACCCUUCCUCCUCCACACCAAUAAGCCGCUGACCACCGCACUGAGCUCAUCGUUUCACUUCACGCUCCACUCCGUCGACGUCUCCAAGGACGACAAGCCGCUGGACGCGGCGCUCGAGACCAAACAAGAAGAUGCAACCGCCGCCGCCGCCGGCGACCUGGCGACGCCACUGCCGGGGGAGUUGGACGCGGAGGAGGACAGGCCGAAGCUUGACCCCCGCCGGUUUGAGGAGCAGUUCGCGGUGCUGAACACGGGGGUGCACGAGUGCCGGUCCUGCGGCUACCUGUACGACCAGGCGAAGGGAGACCCGUCCUACCCGGUGCCCUCGGGGCUGCCGUUCAACAAGCUGCCGGACGACUGGCGGUGCCCGACGUGCGGCGCGGCGCAGUCCUUCUUCGACAGCAAGAGCGUCGAGAUCGCCGGGUUCGCGCAGAACCAGCAGUUCGGGCUCGGCGGCAACUCGCUCACAUCUGGCCAGAAGACGCUACUCAUCUACGGAAGCCUCCUUGUCGGCUUCGCCUUCUUCCUCUCCGGCUACUUCUUGCAAUGA
Messenger RNA from Triticum turgidum subsp. durum (durum wheat), 621 nucleotides. The record is from the annotation of a GenBank genome assembly. Lineage: Eukaryota; Viridiplantae; Streptophyta; Magnoliopsida; Poales; Poaceae.